Messenger RNA from Colletotrichum scovillei, 3211 nucleotides. RefSeq names its product ATP-dependent metallopeptidase HflB. Gene Ontology annotation, cellular component: mitochondrial inner membrane. The transcript has 2 exons. Gene Ontology annotation, biological process: mitochondrion organization; protein quality control for misfolded or incompletely synthesized proteins. NCBI's taxonomy places the organism in Eukaryota, Fungi, Ascomycota, Sordariomycetes, Glomerellales, Glomerellaceae. The coding region runs from base 333 to 2633 and encodes 766 amino acids. Gene Ontology annotation, molecular function: metalloendopeptidase activity; ATP hydrolysis activity; ATP-dependent peptidase activity. The record is from RefSeq and is a predicted model, not a curated record.
GUGGUCAAUGAAUAACGUCAGCUAAGGUAUCCGCAGCGCAUUUCGCCUCAACGUAUCCAUAUCCCGCCGCCCCGUCGCCGCUCUCAACAAGACGACGAGUCAACCCUCGGCACGAAUCAUGUCAUCUUCAUCACACUUGCACAUACGACGUCGAUAGUUACUGAAGAAGCCUUUUCUUUUCUUUCCCUUUUCCCCUUUUCGUUCUCGUAAGGGGAUUUCCCCUCUGCAGAACCCUUUGUUACCAUCACCAACUCGGCAUCAAGCAAACCAUCUGCUCUGACGAAUACGCGCUCCAGCCUACACCGCGCCUUCCCGGCUUCCCCAAAGGCACCAUGGCCUUACGCCCAGCAGCGCUGGCGCUGAGCGCGACCAGCCCACUGCUCCGACGGGCAACGAUGCAGCCCGCGACAAUGCAAUCCAUUUUCCGGCUCGCGACCUCCUCCGCUCGCCCGACUGCCACCGCCUUCACUCGGACCCCCGGCCUGGGCCUUGCACUCCAGCUUCAGCAACAACAAUAUCAGUACAGACUCUUUGGAACCAACAAUGCCAUCUCGCGCAAUCUUCUCGCCACGAGGGAGUCGGCAGCGAACAGGAACCCCGGCAGCGCGACCGCGCAGAACGCAUUCUACCAGCUCCUCCUCAAGGCCAACAUGCCCGCCAUCGUCAUCGAGCGCUACAACUCUGGCCGGUUCGCGAGAAACGAUGCGGUGGAUCAGGCAUAUGCGCAGGCGAUUGGCAUGCAGAGCACCGGCGCCGUCGGCGGGAUGGGUGGCCACGAUCACCUGCCCUCCGCCUUUGGCAAUGUCGGCACGCUCGGCGGCCAGGAGCUGAACCAGCAGUCCCCCGGGAACCUUAGCCAGGCGCAGCUGCAAGCUGUUGGCCAGGCUCUGGCUGCGAGGUCGCGCGAUUCGAACAUGGCUACCGCAAAGGUCCAGGGCAAUGGCCUCCCGACUAGCCCGCUGCACGUCGUUGUAGACGAGUCAUUUGGCGGCGUCAUCUUCCGCUGGGUCAAGUUCGUCUUGUGGUUCUGUCUCUUCACGUAUCUCAGCUUGGUCGUCGUCACGAUGCUGGUCGAGGGUCUCAACCUCUUCAAGCGACCCGGCGGCAAAGUGGACAGCGAGGCCAAGGCCGAGAACCAGACAACCCGUUUCGCAGACGUACACGGCGCCGACGAGGCCAAGGAUGAGCUUCAGGAGCUGGUCGACUUCCUCCGCAACCCCGACAAGUUCUCCACCCUCGGCGGCAAGCUUCCCAAGGGUAUUCUAAUGGUUGGACCCCCCGGUACUGGUAAAACUCUCUUGGCUCGCGCCGUUGCCGGUGAAGCUGGCGUCCCCUUCUUCUACAUGUCUGGCAGUGAGUUCGACGAGGUCUACGUUGGUGUCGGUGCCAAGCGUGUCCGCGAUCUCUUUGCUUCCGCCAAGUCCAAGUCUCCCGCCAUCAUCUUCAUCGACGAGCUCGACGCCAUUGGUGGACGCCGCAACACUAGGGAUGCUGCCUACCACAAACAGACGCUCAACCAGCUCUUGACGGAAUUGGACGGUUUCGAGCAGAACAGCGGUGUCGUCAUUAUCGCUGCUACCAACUUCCCGGAACUUCUCGACAAGGCUCUGACCCGACCUGGACGUUUUGACCGCCACGUUACCGUUCCCCUGCCCGAUGUCCGCGGCCGUAUUGAGAUCCUCAAGUACCAUGCCAAGAAGAUCAAGGCCGCCCCCGAGAUCAACUUUGAGGCCAUUGCUUCCAGCACUGGCGGUCUCUCUGGUGCCGAGCUCGAGAACAUUGUGAACCAGGCUGCCGUCCGCGCCAGCAGGCUCAAGAAUGCUGCCGUCUCCAUGACGGAUUUCGAGUGGGCCAAGGACAAGGUCAUCAUGGGUGCGGAGAAGAAGAGCAUGGUCAUCAGCCAGAAGGAGAAGGAAAUGACUGCUUAUCAUGAGGCCGGUCACGCCUUGGUGUCUUUCUACCACGAGAGCGGUCCCAACAAGCUUUACAAGGUUACCAUCCUGCCUCGCGGCCAGAGUCUCGGACACACUGCACACCUGCCUGAGAUGGACAAGUAUUCGUACACGACGAGGGACCUCAAGAGUCUGAUUGAGACUUCUCUGGGCGGAAAGCUUGCGGAAGAGCUGGUCUAUGGCACCGACAAGGUGACCACCGGUGUCUCAAGCGAUCUCAAGAAUGCCACAAACCUGGCUUUCCAGAUGGUCGCUCUGUACGGCAUGUCUGCCAAGCUCGGCCCCGUGGAGUACGGCGAGCGCUACAACCAGCUCAGCUCAGAGACCAAGGCUCUCAUCGAGUCCGAAGUGCAGCGUACCUUGACGGAGUCAUACGAGAAGGUGCGCGAGCUGCUCACAUCAAGGCGCAAGGAGCUCGAUCUCCUGGCCAAGGCUCUCGUCGAGUACGAGACGCUGGACAAGAACGAGGUAGAAAAGGUCAUUCGCGGCGAGAAACUUCCUGACCGCACGCCCAUGCCUCAAGGCCCUAUGAAGGUGCCUGCAAGCUCGGGCGUUGAUAUCGGUCAGACGAUUCCCCCGCCGUUCCCUCCUCCUGCCGGACCCGCUACGCCUCCGCCGGCGCCACCGCCACCCGCGACUUCUACGGGUGGCGUCGCUCCUGGAUCUAACCAGAAGUCAUGACCGGAGCUUACCGUACGUGACUCUGGUCAGAACCAUCAUCAACACAUUUUGUUCUUACGGUUAGCAUGCGGAAGUGCGAGAGCCGAGUCGCGGCCCGUUGGGAGGGCACUCGCAUGGAUUUACAAUGUAUCACUUUAACGGUACAGCAUGGCAGGCGUUUACCAGAGAUUCAAAGAAUUUGCGAUUUCAUUUGCCUUUGAAGGAUAGCCAGGAAAAACGAGACAGACCUGGCUUUGGCCAACACAGCUUGGUCAACAUGCUGUUGGCCAAAGGCGAAGAAAAGCAGCAUGGUUUCUCGUCAGAUCCGCUGCGCGCACGAACAACACUCUCCCCUCACCUGGGGCUUUGAUACGCCUUCGUAAAAUAGGGCGUCGGCGUCGGAUAUAGAUUGGGUUGGCUAUCGAGUAAGGGGAGGGCAAGACCGACUCUGUUGGGGUUUGAACUCCCCAUCACAGCGAUGCAAACGGACCGUUCUCUACUUUAACGGGUACGGCAGCGCCUGGACUCUGUAAAGUGCGGCCACUCGAUUGAGUGUAUUAUUUUCGUUUGUAGAAUUAUGUAAAUGAAGCAUUGCCCCG